AUGCCUCUUCUCUAUGGAGAGGAGACUCACAAACAGCAUUUGACGGACACCGAGGACGAUCGUUCGGUUUCUACACUUCCCACCGUUCCACAAGCAGCCUUCGAUUCCUUCGAUAAGCAACACCGGGAGGUGUGUCUCCCAGAUACUAGGGUUGAACUGCGCCGAGAUAUUGCGGAAUGGGCAGAUGGCUCGGACAACAAAGUCAUCUAUUGGCUGAGUGGUGUUGCAGGCACUGGCAAAUCGACUAUUGCUCGCACCAUCGCUCGCAAAUACCAGCAUCAAGGGCAUCUAGGGGCCAACUUUUUCUUUUCCAGGGGAGGUGGCGAGGUUUCCCGUGCCGAUAAACUAUUCACCACUCUUGCAUUCCAACUGGCGAACAAGAUUCCCGCACUCAAGCGUCAUAUUGCGCAAGCAAUCUCAGAACAAGAAACCAUCGCUACACACUCCUUCAGGGAUCAAUGGGACCAGUUGAUUCUCAAUCCACUUGCGAAGUUAGAUCCGAGAACCUUCCAAACACCCAUUGUGAUGAUACUCGAUGCACUAGAUGAGUGCGAAAGCGAACGGGACAUUCGAAUCAUCCUUCGACUCUUAGCUACUACCACCUCAAUACCUGGUAUUCGCCUGCGAAUAUUGAUCACCAGCAGACCGGAAAUUUCAGACCGCUGUAAUUUCUCUCAGAUACCAGCCGCUGAACGGCAAAUGUUUGUGCUCCAUGAAAUUUCGCCCACCGUUAUGGAUCGCGAUCUCAGCCUUUUCUUCGAGCAUAGUCUUACCACAAUCAGACAGGAACGUGGGUUUGCUGUAGACUGGCCGGGAAGGAAGGUGAUCAAGCGUUUGGUCGAAAUCUCGGGCGGCCUCUUCAUUUGGGCUUCCACAGCGUGUCGUUUCAUUCGCGAUGGUAGACGUCUUGCAAUGAGACGAAUCGCUCUUCUUCUCAAUGGAAGCUCUUCUGAGGCAGACCCUGAGAAACAGCUGGACGACAUCUACACUUCAGUUCUUAGGAACUCCCAAGAGCUAUAUGGAAUCCUACGCGAAGUUCUCGGGAGCAUCGUGAUUUUGUUCUCCCCAUUGUCGGUAGAGUCAUUGACCAACUUGCUUCCACUUUCGGCGAACGAUAUCGACGAAACCCUGGCAAACCUGCACACCAUUUUCAAUAUUCCCAGUCAAAAGGAACAUCCGAUUCGGUUGCAUCACCCUACAUUUCGAGACUUUCUGAUCAAUAAAAACCGAUGUCUGAUUCGAGCUUCUGGAAUGCUCAAGGAUGAGAUGUGCAACCUGAAAUCACCAGGUUCCCUGGUUGAAAAUAUCAACCCCCAGCGUAUCAAAUCGUCCAUCUCACCCGAGCUCGAAUAUGCGUGCCUCUAUUGGGUACAGCAUUAUCGUGAAAGCAGAGUCCAAAUUCGGGAUGGCGAUAAGGCUCACGUGUUCUUUCAAAAGUACUUCCUCUCUUGGUUCGAGACUGUCAGUCUCGUUGGUAAAGGGUCCGAAGUGGCAGGCAUAAUCAGAAUGUAUUCUGCAAUUUUGUUGCCUGAAGACAACGCUCGCCAAUUUCCUUUUGUUCAAAAUGCAAGGCGAUGGGCAUUUGCGUUUCAGUCGAUAAUUGAACGUGCUCCCCUACAAAAUUAUUGCGCAGCCCUCGCAUUCAUUUCACCAAGCAAUGAUCUUCGGUCUCAUUUCUGGACGCAGAUGCAUCCCUUGAUCCACGAUGUUCGCCUCGCUGAAGGAGUUUCAGGAAAUCCUGAGAAGCGCCUAACUAGCAGAACAUUUUUUGUCAAUGAUUUGGCAUUUACCCCCAAUGGACGGCAGCUUGCAUCAGGUGCAAUAGAGGCAGAAGCUCGGCUCUGGGACACAACGACCCUCGCACCUCUAGCCAAGCUCAAGGGUCCAGCAAACAAGAUCAGUUCUGUCACUAUCUCAGCUGAUGGAAUGCUCAUGGCGGGUGGAUCAGACGACACUACUGUAGUCAUCUGGGAUCUGAAUACGCACACUAUACUUCACACGCUAAGAGAACAUUCGCGAUGGGUGAACUCCGUAGCUUUCUCACCUGACGGGAAAUUGCUUGCAUCCGGCUCCAUGGAUGAAUCAGUGAGAGUCUGGAACCCAGAGAAUGGAGAGCAGCUCAGUGUGUUGGAAAGUAACUCAAGUUGUAUCAAUGCUGUCGCUUUUUCUCCCGACAACUCUAUGAUUGCUGCAGCAUCUGUCGAUCAAACGGUUCGAUUGUGGAACAUCAAAAGCGAAGAGAUAAUCUUACUGCUCGACGGCCAUACUGGAUCAGUAAAUUCAGUCCGAUUCUCACCUGAUGGGAUGCGUAUCGUCUCUGGGGCAGAUGAUAAGACUGUCAGGGUCUGGGACACUCGUUCAGGAUCAGAGAUCAUGGUCUUGGAAGAUCACCAGAGACGAGUCAUGACUGUCGCAUGGUCUCCAGAUGCCCGCACUCUCGCGACAGGGUCUGAAGACACGACUGUUAGACUUUGGGAUGCAGACACCGGCGCUGGAGUGGCUAUUUUGAAAGGACAUACUAGCGGCAUAAAUGCCGUCACUUUUGGUCCUGAUAGCCGCACCGUUGCUUCUAGCUCCUUCAACGAGGAGGUUCGCCUAUGGAAUGUGUUAACCGGCGAGUCAAUUGGAAAAUUGACAGAGUUUCCCGAAAACUCAUCACCGCAAGAUGAGGCUGAAUCUGUUCUAAGGAAGACAUCCACGGCCGAAGCAGAUGUCAAAUCUUUGGCCCAUUCGGGUACGGUCAUAUGUGCAGCUUUCUCACCAGAUGGACACUUGAUCGGCACAGGAGCGCAGGACAACACUGUCAAGAUAUGGUCAAAGGAUGCCUCUCAACUCCACUCAAUGGAAGGCCACGCAGCCAGCAUCAACAAGGUCAUCUUCUCUUCGAAUAAUCAGCUACUUGCAUCAGCUUCGGUAGACAAGACGGUGAGAGUAUGGAAUGCAGUCACAGGCACACUGUAUCACGCGCUUAGGGGCCAUUCCGACAAUGUCCGUUCGAUCCGAUUCGCCUAUGAUGAUCAGCUCCUUCUAUCCUGCUCAACGGACAAGACUGCAGCUAUCUGGGACGUAGAGACAGGCAUUUUGUUGAACCGGCUUGUUGGCCAUGCCGACACUGUGAAUGAUGUCAUAGUCUCUCCAGUUGAUCUCACACUAGUUGCAACAUGCUCUGCAGAUUCAACUGUCAGAAUUUGGCAGGUCUCUUCAGAGCCGACAUGUCAAAUACUAGAGGGCCACUCGGAUGCUGUGAAUUGUAUUUCAUUUUCCUCGGACGGCAAAUUCAUCGCAUCUGACUCUGCAGAUUCGACCAUCCGGCUAUGGAAUGUAUCUGGAGAGGCUUACCACACACUGCGGGACCAUACGUCCUCAGUGACCGCGGUCGCUUUCUCUCGGGACAACAAGUUCAUGGUAUCUUCCUCGGAAGAUCAAACAGUGAGGCUUUGGGAGACCAGUACGUUCUUGGUCAUAGGCAAACAUGAUCUCUCGAUUGCAGUAGGCUCUUUGGCAUUCUCGAGUUGCGGCAAGUACAUUGACACCGAUCGGGGUGUCUUGGACGUUGCCUCAAUUCCAGAAUCAACCGGUCCGAUCUCCCCAUACAAUCCUGUCAAUACUUUCGUUUCUCAGGAGUGGCUGAGAAGAGGAUCAGAGGACGUGUUAUGGUUACCAGAGGAUUUCCAUGCCACCAGUGUGGCAGUCCGGGGAAACAAUGUCGUUUUGGGACAUGCAGGUGGCGGUGUUACCUUUGUUUACUUCUAA
Aaosphaeria arxii CBS 175.79 is the source of this 3753-nucleotide messenger RNA. RefSeq names its product WD40 repeat-like protein. Bases 1 to 3753 code for a protein of 1250 amino acids. Gene Ontology annotation, molecular function: protein binding. The record is from RefSeq and is a predicted model, not a curated record. The transcript has 5 exons. NCBI's taxonomy places the organism in Eukaryota, Fungi, Ascomycota, Dothideomycetes, Pleosporales.